Molecule: messenger RNA, 2286 nt
Organism: Aspergillus thermomutatus
Lineage: Eukaryota; Fungi; Ascomycota; Eurotiomycetes; Eurotiales; Aspergillaceae
Product: putative endoglucanase
Exons: 8
Coding region: 1-2286 (761 amino acids)
Biological process (GO): xyloglucan metabolic process
Molecular function (GO): protein binding
Source: RefSeq, a predicted model, not a curated record
AUGCCUGCUGGUGGGUCUUCAGGAGGCGGGGGUUUCGUCCCUGGAAUCGUUUUCAAUCCAUCAGCCAAGGGAGUAGCCUACGCUCGUACUGAUAUUGGAGGCGCGUACCGUCUCAACUCGGACGACACGUGGACGCCUCUACAGGAUUCUGUGGGUAACAGUGACUGGCACAACUGGGGUGUGGACGCACUAGCUACCGAUCCCAUUGAUACCAAUCGCUUGUACCUGGCGGUGGGAAUGUACACAAACGAAUGGGAUCCCAACGUGGGCUCAAUCCUGCGCUCAACCGAUAAGGGUAGUACUUGGUCGGAGACCAAGUUACCGUUCAAAGUAGGAGGAAAUAUGCCUGGUCGCGGUAUGGGAGAGCGCCUUGCUGUAGACCCUAACUAUAACGGCGUUCUCUACUUUGGCGCAAGAAGUGGCUAUGGGCUCUGGAAGAGUACUGACUACGGAGCGACCUGGUCCAAUGUCACUUCCUUUACUUGGACUGGGACGUAUUUCCAGGAUUCCAGUUCCACAUACACGUCCGACCCUGUUGGAAUUGCUUGGGUUACUUUUGAUUCCACGUCUGGUUCAGAAGGCUCUCCCACUCCACGCAUCUUUGUUGGCGUUGCGGACACAGGUAAAUCAGUGUUUGUCUCUGAGGAUGCCGGGGCUACAUGGUCCUGGGUUACCGGAGAGCCACAGUACGGCUUUCUCCCUCAUAAAGGAGUGCUAUCGCCAGCUGAAAAGACCCUUUACAUCUCUUAUUCCAACGGAGCUGGACCGUACGAUGGCACCAAUGGAACGGUACAUAAGUACAACAUCACCAGCAAAGUGUGGACAGACAUCAGCCCUACGCCCAUGGCAAGCACGUACUACGGCUAUGGUGGUUUAGCUGUUGACCUGCAAGUCUCUGGGACACUGAUGGUAGCUGCAUUGAAUUGUUGGUGGCCAGAUGAGCUGAUCUUCAGGAGUGUGGAUUCUGGAGCGACGUGGUCCGCCAUCUGGGCCUGGAACGGAUAUCCUAACCUGAACUACUACUAUAGCUAUGAUAUUUCCAAUGCCCCUUGGUUGCAAGACGAUACCUCAACAGAUGAGUUCCCCGUUCGCGUAGGCUGGAUGGUCGAGGCUCUUGCCAUCGACCCUUUCGACUCAAACCACUGGUUGUACGGCACCGGCGCGACGAUCUACGGUGGCCAUGACCUUCAGAAAUGGGACUCCGCGCAUAAUGUCACUUUGAAAUCUCUCGCUGUUGGCAUCGAAGAGAUGGCUGUUCUUGGGCUCAUUGCCCCUCCAGGCGGGCCAGCCUUGCUCUCUGCUAUUGGUGACGUCGGAGGGUUCUACCAUACGGAUCUCUCCACGGCACCGGUUCAAUCCUUCCAUACACCGACAUACGGCUCUACCACCGGCAUCGAUUACGCUGGUAACAAACCAUCCAACGUUGUUCGCUCGGGUGCGAGCGACACAGAUCCUACCGUUGCUUUGUCGACGGACUUUGGCAAGACCUGGUCGGCAGACUACGCGGCUUCCUCCACCACACCUACCGGGCAGGUUGCUCUCUCUGCGGAUGCUGAUACCGUCCUUCUGAUGAACUCCAACGGGGCCAUGGUGUCAAAAUACAGCGGUACAUUCAGUGCUGUCUCAUCUCUACCGUCCGGUGCGGCCAUCGCGUCUGACAAGUCCAACAAUACCGUCUUCUACGGUGGAUCGGCAGGCUCCUUUUACGUUUCCACCAACAGCGCCACCUCGUUCACCAAGACUACAGCCCUUGGCUCCAGCACCGCCGUCAAUGCCAUCCGCGCCCAUCCCUCUAUUGCCGGUGAUGUCUGGGCUACUACGGAUACAGGUCUCUGGCACUCGACAGACUACGGUAAGACCUUCACCGAGAUUGGAGGUGGAUGCACAGCAGGCUGGAGCUUCGGCCUCGGUAAGGCCUCUUCGACCGGCUCGUAUGCCGUCAUCUACGGCUUCUUCACCGUUGACGGUACAACGGCACUCUUCAAAACUGAGGACAUGGGUACGAAUUGGCAGAUGAUCUCCGAUUCUACGCAUGGCUUCGGCGCCGCGUCUGCCAAUGUGGUCAAUGGCGAUAUGUCGAACUAUGGACGUGUGUUUGUGGGCACGAAUGGAAGGGGUAUCUUCUAUGACGACGUCGACCUCGAGCACGAAGACAUCUUCUACGCCUUUUACUACAUCGAAGACCACAACAUCUUCGACAACAUUGACGACGACCACCAAGACGUCGACUACGACGACGAGUACUUCCAAGACCACCACGACAUCAGCAACCUCUACCGCUACUAG